AUGGCAACGCAAGAUGAUUUCGCAGCAGCUAAGUACCAUGUCCCAGUUGCUGUCUACUGUGGGACCAUUCCCAAAUUCAAACCCAGAUACACAGUUCUGCGAAGUGGAAGCGUUGAUUCGGACUUGCAGUUUUGUGGCAGCAGCUGGACCACUGAAGAACAAGCUCCUUUUCAGCCCAUAUUAAUAACCCAGAUGAAGAAGCAGCCGAGUUUAUGGGAUGGGGGUGGAGCUGGGAAACCUCCAUCCCCAAGGUCCAACUCUCCCCUGGAUGACUGCGUCAGCAAGUCUAGCGUGCAUGACCUCAGUGCUGGGGAUGGAGGUGAUCUCUCCCAGCUUUCUCAUCGAGCCUUGACCCCAGACCCCCAAGAGGCUGAGGUGAUCAGCGCUGCCCUGGAAACUACUCAGAUCAAUGACAAGCUGAAGAUGAGGAUGUCUGAGGAUCUGUUAGCCUCACAGGCUGGCCUAACUGACUGCAGUGACCCUGAGGGGGUUACCCUGAAGCCAGUAGUUUCCAGGUCAGCUGCCCAGAGGCUCCUGGUAACCUCCAAGCCCCUGCCUCCCAUCCAGAACAGCUUUCCUUCCUCAGAGCCCAGCAGGAUGAGCAAUGGAGAGCAGGAGCAUGGGGGAAAUGGCACAGGCUGUGAUGACAGUGAUGGGAGUAACAAGGAGCUGAUGUCAGAUGGAAAAGGAUAUAAAGCUUCCCUGCUGCCCUUGUGUUGCAGUGGUGAGGGCAGGAAGAAGUCACUGGGACCGGCUUUGAUUCCCCCUAUCCCUAAGUCUGCGAGACCAUCUGAUGGGGCUCCUGGCAGCGCUGCAGUGCCUCUCCCAAGCUCUCAGCACCUGGCUUUCGAAGAGGCCCCGGAGAUGAGAAAGGAUGUGUGUAACAGUGAGAGCCACUUAGCUCUAAAAGGAGAGGCAGCAGAAUUGGAUAUAAGGCCCAAAUUGAAGAAUGACUCCUGUGUUUCAGCUGGAGCUCUGUGUGACUCCAUCAACGGAAAGUUUAAUGGCCAGGAAGAAGUGAAGAGAAGACCCUUGAACAUCGAGUCUAUAUCUGUGCCGUAUCAGAGCUCCAGGCUCUUGCCGGCUCUCCAGCAUCGUGGUGUUGGUGGCGUGAAGUCUGCCGGACAUUUAUGUGAACCUGUGCCCCUGUUAACAGGCCUCCCGCUCAUCCAGACCAAGCAGACGGAUCAUCUCAUCAGCCCCCACCUUCUGAGUGACGACGACUCAAAGGAUAGCAGCGGAAGGAUCCGUAUUACCUUGUCCAAGUCAGCUCAGAAGAAAAUAUACCAGAAACGAAUGAGAGAGAUGGAGCUUUUGCUUAGAGCGAGGGAGAAAGAGAGAGAAAAGGAAAAAUCCUUGCAGCUCCCUACACAGAAUGUUGACCCUGGGGAUGCAGCCGAAGAAAGCUUUGGCGCACCGCCUGUCAACAGGACAGUUUCCAUUUUCCCCAGCACGAGCAAUGAACGCAGAGCGCGCGCUGGUACUGCCUUGACAAAGCGCGUCAACAGGCCCUCACUGCCCAGCAUCCCCACCAUCAGCCGGGGUGGCAGCUUCCCGCGCAGCUCCUCAGUGAACUCGCUGCCGGCCAUUGCUCUGGACUUCCUGGAUUGGGGAGAGGAGUCAGAGUGUGGGGGUGCCCAGGAAGCCAGACCCCUCCCUAACCCACAGCAGGGGCUGCUCAAUGCGCUCACAUGCCUCAGCAACGACGACUGGCAGGAGAAGGCGAAGGGACUCUUCAGCGUCAGACGCCUGGCUAUCUGCCACUCAGAAGUCCUUCUUUGUAGACUUCAUGAUGUUUCCUUGGCAGUUACCAAAGAGGUGAACAACCUCCGCUCGAAGGUGUCUCGCUUUGCAAUCAGCGUUCUUGGAGAGCUCUUCAGGACCCUGAAGAAGCACAUGGACCACGAGGUGGAUGAGGUUGCUCGGGUCUUGCUCCAGAAGAUGGGGGACUCCAGCGAGUUCAUUCAGAAAGCAGCCAAUAAAUCCCUGGGGAUCAUGGUGGGGAGCGUGACUCCUGCCCGAGCAAUGACUGCUCUCAUGGCUAGUGGAAUCCAACACCGCAACGUCCUGGUGCGGAAGUGUGCAGCUGAACACCUCCUGACCACGAUGGAGCGAAUUGGAGCUGAGAAGCUCCUGUCGGGCACAGGUGAUAGUACUGAGCUGCUGGUGCGUGCGGUGGUGAAGCUUGCUCAGGACUGUAAUCCGGACACAAGGUGUUAUGGACGGAAGAUGCUGAAUAUAUUGAUGAAUCAUCAAAAAUUUGAUAGGUAUUUGAAACGGUCUGCCCCCUCACGUGAUUUGGAAGAUGUUAUGGCAAGACUUAAGCAGAAAGGAAUAGAAGACCAUAAAUUUGAACCUCGAUCUACCAAGGACCCCAAGAAGUCUAGGAACAAAGGCUUGAUGAUGCUCCAGGACAACUUGCCUUCUGUUGAAGGGUCUGGCUCUGAUGUACUCGUCUUACCCCGUCUGACAGUCCCUCGUCGCACGUCACUUCGGACUGCGGAAGAAACUGAACAGCUCAAGGAGCUUUACAGGCUCCUGACAGCCACGGAGUUUCAGACCCGAAUGGAGGGAGUGGUUGUCCUCCUCAAUCACUGCAAAAGCAGCCCCCAGUUCAUCUCCACUAACAUUGUUCAGAUUUUUGAUGUAUUUGUCCUGAGACUUCAGGAUUGCAAUAAGAAAGUGAACCAGCAGGCACUGGAGGCGCUGGCUUCGAUGACACCCCUGCUCAGAGAUGCCUUACACCCAGUGCUGGUCUCUCUGGUAGCAGCAGUCACUGAUAACCUGAACUCAAAGCACUCAGGGAUUUAUGCUGCAGCUGUGAAAGCGCUGGAAGCAUCCAUUGCUCACCUAGAUAAGACAUCGCUCCUGCAGGCGUUUGCCCACCGAGUGCGUUACCUCAGCGGCCAAGCUCUGCUGGAUGUCACAGAGCGUCUCUCAGUGCUCGUGGCAUCUGUUUAUCUCCGGAAACCCCAAGCCGUCAAGCGCUAUGCCCUGCCCACGCUCUGGUUCUUACUGGGAAACAGGGCCCUGCCUGUCCGAAGCGGCAAUGUCAGGGCUGUGGUCGUCAAGCUCGCGGAAAGCCUCUACCAGGUGAUGGGCUCCAGGCUGAAGGAGUAUGCUGCCAGCCAGCCUCCGCAUGUGAUGAAAAACCUCUGGCACGUUUUGGGCCAGGUGAAGGCUUGA
Molecule: messenger RNA, 3186 nt
Organism: Gavia stellata (red-throated loon)
Lineage: Eukaryota; Metazoa; Chordata; Aves; Gaviiformes; Gaviidae
Gene: TOGARAM2
Product: TOG array regulator of axonemal microtubules 2
Exons: 20
Coding region: 1-3186 (1061 amino acids)
Biological process (GO): microtubule cytoskeleton organization
Cellular component (GO): cilium; cytoplasmic microtubule
Molecular function (GO): microtubule binding
Source: RefSeq, a predicted model, not a curated record